Larimichthys crocea (large yellow croaker) is the source of this 1775-nucleotide messenger RNA. RefSeq names its product coronin, actin binding protein, 1A (gene coro1a). The coding region runs from base 163 to 1533 and encodes 456 amino acids. NCBI's taxonomy places the organism in Eukaryota, Metazoa, Chordata, Actinopteri, Sciaenidae. Gene Ontology annotation, biological process: cell migration; actin filament organization. The transcript is spliced from 11 exons. Gene Ontology annotation, molecular function: actin filament binding. The record is from RefSeq and is a predicted model, not a curated record.
CUCCCACUUCCACCAUCAUUUGAAACUGUCACUUCCUCCAUGAAGUUCUGUGAUGUACUUUAACCUACUGUGUCGUCUAAGUCCUCAUUCUGGUGACAGGGUGUUUGUUGCAACGCUGAAACUCCUUGAUCUGAAUCGCCCCCACUUGACUCUCAGUUCACCAUGGCCAGGAGGGUUGUAAGAACCAGUAAGUUCCGUCACGUCUUUGGCCAGGCUUUGAAAGCUGACCAAUGCUACGAUGACAUCCGAAUCUCCCAGAUGACAUGGGACAGCAACUUCUGCUCUGUCAACCCCAAAUUUGUGGCCAUGAUUGUGGAUGCCAGUGGCGGAGGAGCCUUCAUGGUGUUGCCCCUGUCCAAGACAGGACGUAUCGACAUGUCCUACCCGACUGUGUGCGGCCACACGGGGCCUGUUCUGGACAUCGAGUUUUGUCCUCACAACGACAACAUCAUUGCCAGCAGCUCUGAGGACUGCAGUGUCAUGAUUUGGGAGAUCCCGGAUGGGGGGCUGACCACAUCACUCACGGACCCCGUUGUCAAGCUGGACGGGCACUCCAAACGUGUGGGCAUCCUGAGCUGGCACCCCACUGCCCACAAUGUGCUGAUGAGUGCAGGCUGUGACAACGUGGUGAUCCUGUGGAACGUGGCUCGUGGGGAGUCAGUGGUGAGGAUCGACAGCGUACACCCCGACCUCAUCUACAGCGCCUGCUGGAACAGCGACGGCUCCAAGAUUCUCACCACCUGCAAGGACAAGACUAUGCGAGUCCUGGACCCACGCAAGGGCACCGUCCUCGUUGAGAAGGAGAAGACUCAUGAGGGCUCCAGGCCUAUCAGGGCGGUGUUUGUGUCCGGUGGGAAGAUCCUCACUACCGGCUUCAGCCGCAUGAGUGAGAGACAGGUGGCGCUGUGGGACCCAAAGAACUUCGGAGAGCCGCUGACACUUCAGGAACUGGACACCAGCAGCGGCGUCCUCCUGCCAUUUUUCGACCCAGACACUGGGAUCGUCUACCUCUGUGGCAAGGGAGACAGCAGUAUCCGUUACUUUGAGGUGACGGAUGAGGCUCCCUACGUGCACUACCUGUCCAUUUACAGCAGCAAGGAGAGCCAGAAGGGGAUCGGAUGCAUGCCAAAGAGAGGCCUGGAUGUCAGCAAAUGUGAAAUCACCAGGUUCUACAAACUGCACGAGAGAAAGUGUGAGCCCAUAGUCAUGACGGUGCCACGCAAGUCUGACCUGUUCCAGGAGGACCUGUACCCCGACACCAUCGGUCCUGAGCCUUCAGUCGAAGCCGACGAAUGGUUUCAAGGAAAAGACGCCCCGCCUAUUCUGAUCUCUCUAAAGGACGGGUUUGUAACAACCACCAAAGCCAAGGAGUUCAAACUUCACAAGAGUCUCCUGAAGACCACCACUGCUUCUGCUGGGAACGAACAGGAGAACAGCGGGGAUGUCCAGUCCUUGAGAAAGGAGGUGAAGGACCUCAAAGCAGCGGUAGAAGAGCUGACCAAGCGUGUGAGCGAGCUGGAGAACAAGCAUUAAACUAGAGAAGUUUGGUAAACGAGAAAAAUAAAUCAAGAACAGAAGUCGAGAGAGACUGUUGUAACUUCUGAUUGUAGUGAGUCAAAGGGAGAGAUUUGAGACAACAGUUGAAAAAAAGGAAACUUCAUUUUUCUUUGUCUUGAAGCUUGAAUUUGUUUAUUUGGUUUGUCUGGUCAAUUUUAAAAAAUUCCUAUUUUAAUAUAUGCUUUUAGUUUGAAAUAAAGUCUUCUGUAUUUUCAAAA